This is a messenger RNA of Caenorhabditis briggsae, 1377 nucleotides long. The coding region runs from base 1 to 1377 and encodes 458 amino acids. The record is from RefSeq and is a predicted model, not a curated record. Lineage: Eukaryota; Metazoa; Nematoda; Chromadorea; Rhabditida; Rhabditidae. The transcript is spliced from 6 exons.
AUGUGGGGUUUUUUGACAGACGUCGCUAGCCACGUCGCAAACUUUGCUGCAAACCUUUGUGAUCCAAUGACCAAACACUCUCCAUUUGGAGAGCCGCUCAACAAUGAGGACAAGCAGAUUGUUGAAGAAGUCCGACAACGUAUUGGACAGAAGAUGCAUCCAAAUUUCAACACGGAUUUCAAUGUGUACCGUUUCGUUAUGGCUGCCAUGCGUAAUCAUAAGAAGCAAAGAGACAUUGUGAAGCAUGCAGUGGAGGCUCUCAACAACCAUCUUCGCUACCGUAAAGCUCUCGGUCUUGACGUCGAAUACAUUCCAACCUUUGAUGAGAACCCAAUAUUCCAAAAGAAGCUCAUGCCACGUGGCGAGAUUCUGACCAAGACUGAUAACCAGAAUCGGUUGCUGUGGUACAUUGAAUACGCUUCAAUCACCGUUGAGAGCAUUGCUCACUCUCUUAGCAGCUCAGAAGCCUGCAAAUAUCAAUUCUUGCAAUUCGAGCACAUGCUCCGUAAGGUUAUGGAGCAGGAGGAACGCACUGGCUGCUUGAGUUCUCUUCGCCACAUCGUCAACAUGGAUGGAUACGAGAUCAAUCCAUUCACAAUGCUUUUUGUCAGCAGUGGAACGUUGGCGUACUACUCUCAGCUGUUCCACUUUGAAAACUAUCCAGAGCUGGUUACACCAGUCGACAUGGUCAACAUUGCCACAUGGAUUCACGUUCCAUACAGACUUGCAAAGACGAUGAUGCCAGCUGGUUUCUCGGAAAAGUUCCGUCUUCACGACAAACAUUUCUUGAAGACGCUCACCGCCGAUAUUAAACCAGAAGACAUUCCAGUCAGUCUUGGAGGAACUGAUGCGGAUAUCAAAUUCGAAAACGCCGAAAAGGUUGAGCCACAUCGCUACUGGAAAGUUGAGAAGGCCGAUUUGGUGGAAGCCCUUGAAGGAUUCCAUAUCAACACUGGAAAAAGUCGUCAGGUGGUGAUCAAUGUCACUCAAGCUCAGAGAGAGCUCAAAUGGUACUUUGCCACAGAUGCUGACGUCUACUUUGGUGUCUUCUAUGAGGUAUUAAAAAAUAAGAUUUUAGAUUUUAAUAAAUUUUUCUAUUUCCAGGGCGAUUCGAUCAAUAACAACUUUGAGGAACACCCAAAUCUGGACAAUUUGGAGAUGGUGUACCCAUGGUUGAAGAUCACAGCAAAGUUGGUUCAUGAGAAAGACGGAAUCAAAUUGAAUCGUGUUGGAAGAUACCGUAUUGUGUUCAACAACAAACACACAUGGGUCGCUAGACGAUAUGUUCAAUUCUAUGGACAGAUCCAAGACGGCGACAACUCCUACAAGCGCCUCUUCACCGAUGGUACAAUGGUUGGCGCCGAACCACUACUCUAA